AUCUGAAAGAAUUUCUCCAAGAUUUAGCAUUCGAUCGCAAGGCCUCAAAUUCUAACCAAUUUUUAAGCAAUAGUUUUUCGCAAGAUGUUCUCUUCUUCCUUUCUUCGUUCCGGUGCUCGAGUUGCGUCUCGUGCUGGCCGACGCUUUGAGUCGACCGCUGCUAAGGCAGCUGAACCCGCUGCCGCGCCGAAAGAAGCAGCUUCGGGGGGUGGUUUUGCUAUGCCUUUGGCUUUGAUGUCUCUCGGAGGUGCCGCUUACGUUUACUUGGACAGCCAAUCUAAGAUGGAUGCUAUGGCAGCCAAAGUGGAUUCGCUUCAGGUGGAACUUUCUGGAAAGACUAACUCCGCCUUCGUCUUCAUCAAACCCCACGCAUGCAAGGGUAAACCCGGAAGCGUCGAAUCUGUUGUUGAAGGAAAGUUCAAGGAUAGCGGCAUUCGUGUGACCGACAAGGGAGAGUACACCGCCGAGGAGAUCGACAAGAACAUGUUUAUUGACAACCACUAUGGCGCAAUUGCCAGCAAAGCAGGUGAGAAUUUUGUAGCGCUGUACUCUUGAGGAUUCGCCCCGGGCUUUUAGUCCACUGUGAGCUGCGACUAGUCGAACCAUGUUCCGGUGUGCUCUCGGUGUUUUUUUAUCAGUGUUGAUGUACCCAAGGCGGUCGCAGAUCUUUCCCUCUGGUUUUGUUAACUGGGCUCAGGUGUGCUCGACGGUUCCAAAUAGGAAGCAGUCCUCUACUCGUCCUUGAUGUAUUUCAGGUUUAAAACAUAAUGCUUGUAUCCUGGAGAAGAGAAAGAAAGAUUUAUGAGCAUUGUUCAUUUUUCGUUUCUCAAAAGAAUGAUUCAGUCUAAUUUAUUUACAAUCUUAUGGCUAUUUCUCUUUUCACAGUCAAGUUGAAGCCAUCAGAGUUGAAUGUCCCAGAAAAAGGAAAGAAGCAAUUUGAAGGUGCUUUCGGAGAAUCCUGGGAUUCUGUUAUUGCAGCCGGCAAAGUCUACAACGCUAAGGAUGCAGCCGAGAAACUUGGCUUGGAUGCCGCAGGUAUCAAUAGCGAAUGGAGCAAGCUAACCCGCGGCAAGGAUCUGAUCAAAUUUGGAGGUGGCUUCUACUGCGGCAAAGUGAAAGAUAUUUACGUCAUGAACGGAUUUUACAUGUCUAUGCGCGCCGGUAAGUGCCACUGGUCAAUAUCAUGCUUCACUCAAUCAUGAAUUUCGAGUCACUGACUGCCAUGCUUCUUGUUCUUCUGUCCUAUUUCCACGACGACAGCUUACUGCAACCCUGGGGAAAAGAUCCAGUGGUAUACUGUAUCUUGGCCUAGCGAUGCCCUCAGCUGGGAAGAUUUCCGUGGCAGUGUUUUGGGUGCCACUGAUCCUUCGGAAGCACCAAAGGGAUCCAUCCGUCGCACCAUGUAAGUCUGUGGCUGAAUUUUGUGCUUGUUAGGUUGGAUUGAACUGUCGAACACUCAGUACUUUCGUAGCAGUUCAGUACAAUCUUGUGUGAUCCGUUUCUCAAUUUGCCAUGCUUGCUACUUGUUUGGUUUAUGCUAUCUCGAUUUUACGUAAAUAGUCUGGACGAAUACAGAAAGUUGGGCCUCGCUUCGAAGCCAAACACUGGUGAUAAUGGAGUCCACGCUAGCGCAUCUCCAUUUGAGGCCCUAGCCGAGAGAAACAACUGGCUUGGAAAAAGCAUCGAAGAGGACUCCUACGGGAAGGGUCUACUUGCUGCAGGUGUUCCGAUGGAAGUUAUUGAGAAAUGGUCUGGUGAUUGCCAAGUUUCGGUAGAAGGGGAAACCAAGGAAGGAAAGACCAUGAGCGUCUUCGAUACCCUCGAAGAUCUUGAUGCCGAUGCAGUUCUUGCGAAGGUCUCGAAGAUCUCCAAAUAAAGACAAAUCGAGUUAAGAACUGAUAUGUUGAAAAUUUAAUAUUCUUAUUGAAUGCGAAAUAUGAAUUGAUUUACCGUCAUGUCUCACGCAAAAAAAUAUAUAUGAUUAGGCUAG
This is a messenger RNA of Pseudo-nitzschia multistriata, 1990 nucleotides long. NCBI's taxonomy places the organism in Eukaryota, Bacillariophyta, Bacillariophyceae, Bacillariales, Bacillariaceae. The record is from the annotation of a GenBank genome assembly.